UUUACGUAACUCCUUUACUCAAGCGCCAGUGAGCGUACGUAAAGACCGUUCGAGAAUAUCACCCAGCAGUUGAUUAAGGAGCGCUUCUUCUUGGUGUCAGAGUAGCGUGCAACGUUAGUGUGAUUGGAACAUGGAGGAGGAAGGUAAAUAAAGGCGCUAACACACGACGGCUGAUUACUUUUGAUUUUUUUCCCCCCCGUGGGAGAUGGCAGUCUGACAGCGUCAACGUUUCGAUUGUGAGAGCAGUGGAAGUGGACAGACUGUAGUGGAGGGACAACCAACGGGAUUCGAUCAGCGAUAUUUCAGGUGGCCUCGUUGGGUUUGCUUCAUUCUUGUGUUGCCAUGGCGAUGCGAGAGUUGGUGGAGGCAGAAUGCGGUGGCGCCAAUCCCCUCAUGAAGUUGACCGGUCACAUGACCACGGAAGGCGGGGCAUGGCGACACCGCUCCACACCUACAAUUCCCCCAACUUCCAUUGAAAUUGCCACUGAGGAAGAGCUUGUCAAUGAGUUUCUCCAGGCUCCCCCACGCCACCCACAGACAUUUGACAUGGGUCAGCUGUUGGAGGAGAUGCAGCAGAUCGACCAACAAAGCUACAGACAAGCUCCACAGAGAGCUCCAGAUGUGGCAGCCCUGGCUCUCUCAGGUGCCUGGGCAGCAGAGUUCGUCUCAGGCUCAGAGUCGGCAUCAACCCCGGGCCUCAUCGCACUCGGCGACGCAGCGGAUGCCGACUGGACAAAAGAAUUCAUUGCUGAGGCUGCAGAUCCUGGACGGUGGGCUGAGGAAUAUUUGGAGAAGUCUGAGGAGAAGCUGUGGCUGGGAGACUUUGGAGACAAGGAGAAUGAGUGGACAAAGGAGUACCAGCCAGGAGAGGAGUUGAAACAGACAGCUAAUGAGCUUGUGGCAAAGGUCGACGAUCCAAAGUUACAAAACACAGAGUUCCUGCGGUUCAUUAGGCAAAUUGGCGAGGGCAGUGUGACAGUGGAGAACAGGACAGACAAACAGCUCAAAGAUAAAGUUCAGGCCGAGGAGGCUAACCACUGGGCUUCCAACCUCAACCAGUUCCUGACGGAAACAGGGGGAGGGAGUCUUCCCUUGGAAUCCACAGAAAAGAAGGAGACCCUUGAGAAAGCUAAAGCUAAGCAGGCACAGCAGUGGGCCAAGGUCGUCAGGCAGGUGUCGGAGGAGUCAGCCGAAGCCUGGGUGGACCAGUUCACCGCAUCGGGACCUGAUUUCCACCAAGCCAAAGCCGCAGUGGAGAGCGAUGUGGAUUUUUGGGAGAAGCUGCAGCAGGAGUGGGAGGAGAUGGCCAAGCGGGACGCAGAGAGUCAUCCCUGGCUCUCAGACUUCGAUCAGCUACUGAGCUCGUCUUACGACAAGGGCUACCAGUUUGAAGAGGACAACCCUUACUUGACACACCAGGACCCUCUGACAGAGGGUGUGAAGAGGAUGGAGGCCGGGGACAUCCCUGGUGCCGUGCGCUUUUUUGAAAGUGCAGUGCAGAAAGAACCAGAAAACCAGCUGGCUUGGCAGUAUCUGGGUACUUGUCAAGCAGAAAACGAACAAGAAUUUGCUGCCAUCAGCGCCCUCCGCAGGUGUUUGGAGCUAAAGAAUGACAACCUGACUGCUCUGAUGGCGCUGGCUGUCAGCUUCACCAACGAGUCGCUGCACAGGCAAGCCUGUGAGACUCUUCGCGAUUGGCUAAAGCACAACACAAAAUACCGUGCCGUGUGGGAGCAACAUGAGCUGGAACGCCAGAGGGAAGCUUCAAAAGAAAGGGACAAGGUGCGGGAGCGGUUUGGCUCUCUGCUGCCUGAAUCUAUGUUUACAGACGUGCAGACUUUAUUCCUUCGUGCAGCUAACACAGACCCCGCUCAGGUGGACCCUCAGCUACAGUGUGGUCUGGGGGUCCUCUUCAACCUGAGUGGAGAGUACGACAAAGCAGUGGACUGUUUCAGUGCAGCUCUCUCUGCCACGCCACAGGACUACUUGCUGUGGAACAAGCUGGGCGCAACACUAGCUAACGGUAGCCGCUCAGAAGAAGCUGUGUCCGCCUACAGGAGAGCCUUGGAGUUGCAGCCAGGAUUUGUACGCAGUCGCUAUAACUUGGGAAUCAGUUGUGUCAAUUUAGGAGCACACAGGGAGGCCGUGGAGCACUUCCUGGAAGCCCUAUCUCUCCAGCGCCAGGCUGACGGCGACGAAACAAGAGCUGUGCGAGGCCCCGGAGGCGCCGCAGCCACCUUAAUGUCCGACAACAUCUGGUCCACCCUGCGUAUGGCUCUCAGCAUGAUGGGAGAGAGCUCGCUUUACUCGGCCGCCGACCGCCGGGACUUGGACACGUUGCUGGCUCAUUUCUGCCAGCGGGAGGUGGAGGGAAGCCAUGAAUGAAGGUCCAUCUGGGGAGGACUGAUUGAGUGUGAAUGUUCUUUGCAUGGAGGCAAAUGUCCGAAUGAAUGAAAGGGAUAACGACUGGGGGAAAACACUGUGAAUCAUCCUCCAGCCGGUGCACAUCUGGGACAAAUGCAGUAUUAGUUUGGGAAAUAGCAGCUGACUUUAUUUUGCUUUAAUGACGAGUCCUUGUUUUCUCUUACAAUGUAAGUCUUGUAGGUCUCUUAACUUCCAUCAUGUACAAUAGAUUUAUGGUACAAUUUUACUUUCUAUAACAAGUACUUGCUCAUGGUUUGAUUGUCAGUGUAAUCAUAAGUCCUAGUUUCCUUUUUAUAUCAAUAUUUAAUUUGACAAUGAACUGACAACCAGUGCGACUGUUACUCAUAAUGUUUGUGUGCACCAGGAUAAGCAAGGAUGUUGAAUGAUAACAUAAAAGUGUCAUGAUUGGUUUCUCUGGGCUCCUCCCUCACUUUCAAAUCUCUUGUAAAAAACACUUUUCCCCCAUUGUAAUUUAACCAUUAUAUGUAUUGUAAUUGUUGCACUAUAAUUGUUGUCUGGCAGGGUUUUGGCCUGACUGCAAUGUUUAAUAUAAUAAUCAGCAAUAAAGCUUUGAUUCCAUAGUUGUCAAAUGUUGAUAAAUAUAAUACAAAAUGUUAUAUUGUUAACAGGGGUGUGGGAAAAAAUCGAUUCGAAUUCGAAUCGCGAUUCUCACGUUGUGCGAUUCAGAAUCGAUUCUCAUUUUUUUAAAAUCGAUUUUUUUAUUUUUAUUUGAAUUUUUUAUUUAUUUUUUAAUUAAUCAAUCCAACAAAACAAUACACAGCGAUACUAUAACAAUGCAAUCCAAUUCCAAAACCAAACCCGACCCAGCAACACUCAGAACUGCAAUAAACAGAGCAAUUGAGAGGAGACACAAACACGACACAGAACAAACCAAAAGUAGUGAAACAAAAAUGAAUAUUAUCAACAACAGUAUCAAUAUUAGUUACAACUUCAACAUAGCAGUGAUUAAAAAUCCCUCAUUGACAUUAUCAUUAGACAUUUAUAAAAAAAAAAAGAAAGAACAAUAGUGUCACAGUGUCACACUUGCAUCGCAUCUCAUAAGCUUGACAACACACUGUGUCCAAUAUUUUCACAAAGAUAAAAUAAGUCAUAUGUUUGGUUCAUUUAAUAGUUAAAACAAAUUUACAUUAUUGCAAUCAGUUGAUAACAUUUUCCUUUACAAUUAUAAAAGCUUUUUACAAAAAUCUACUACUCUGCUUGCAUGUCAGCAGACUGGGGUAGAUCCUGCUGAAAUCCUAUGUAUUGAAUGAAUAGAGAAUCCUUUUGAAUCGGGAAAAAAAUCGUUUUUGAAUCGAGAAUCGUGUUGAAUUGAAAAAAAAAAAAUCUAUUUUGAAUUGAAUCGUGACCCCAAGAAUCGAUAUUGAAUCGAAUCGUGGGACACCCAAAGAUUCACAGCCCUAAUUGUUAAUCUACUUGAACACAUCAUGUAAAAUUGACAUGAUUUACAAAAAAUGUUUUCUUUUAAAUGUUUUUUUUGGGAGGAGUCACGUGUGCAAACGUCAGUUUGUUU
This is a messenger RNA of Entelurus aequoreus (snake pipefish), 3955 nucleotides long. It is a transcript of the gene pex5, whose product is annotated as peroxisomal biogenesis factor 5. The transcript is spliced from 17 exons. Gene Ontology annotation, molecular function: protein binding. Gene Ontology annotation, biological process: protein import into peroxisome matrix, docking. The coding region runs from base 343 to 2385 and encodes 680 amino acids. The record is from RefSeq and is a predicted model, not a curated record. Gene Ontology annotation, cellular component: peroxisomal membrane; cytosol. NCBI's taxonomy places the organism in Eukaryota, Metazoa, Chordata, Actinopteri, Syngnathiformes, Syngnathidae.